Molecule: messenger RNA, 3415 nt
Organism: Cornus florida
Lineage: Eukaryota; Viridiplantae; Streptophyta; Magnoliopsida; Cornales; Cornaceae
Product: receptor-like protein EIX2
Exons: 1
Coding region: 145-3372 (1075 amino acids)
Molecular function (GO): protein binding
Source: RefSeq, a predicted model, not a curated record
UCUUCCUUCAAUUCCAUUCUCAUCCAUCAUCAUCAUCAAUAUAUAUUAAAUCUUUUGAUACAGUAUUAUAAGUUCAAUAUAUAUAUAUAUAUAUAUAUAUAUAUAUAGCUAGUAUUAGUUACUAGCUGUUGCUUAUAUCCUUGCAUGAUUAUGGCAAAAUCCAUGACAGAUGUUAGCAUUAAUCUUGCAAUUGUGUUUCUGAUUACUUCAGUAGUACUAACUUUUGAUACAAUUGUGGUCUUUUGUAGUGGAAACAACAGCUCUCAUCAUGUGGUUUGCGUGGAGAAUGAAAGACAAGCCCUUCUGAAAUUCAAGCAAGAUCUAAGUGAUCCUUCAAAUCGUCUCUUCUCAUGGGUUGCUGAUCAAUCAGGAGGGGACUGUUGCGAAUGGGUUGGAGUUGUCUGUAACAAUUUAACAGGCAAUGUCCAGGAGCUCCACCUUCGAAAUCGUUUUAAUGAUAUUGACAACAGUUUGGGUGGUAAGCUAAACCCAUCCUUACUUGAUUUGAAGCAUCUGACUCACUUGGAUAUUAGCGGCAACUAUUUUAUUGGGAUUCAGAUUCCAAGCUUCAUUGGUUCCUUGGGGAGGUUAAGAUAUCUUAAUCUCUCCCACUCUGUAUUUGAGGGAGUCAUCCCAAGUCAACUAGGAAACCUCUCUGGGUUGCACUUCCUUGAUCUUGAUGGAGAUUUGGAAGGAGUGAUUCCUCAUCAACUGGGGAACCUCUCCAAUUUGCACUAUCUCAGACUUGGAGGUUAUGAUGGCAAUCUAUAUGCUCACACUCUUGAAUGGAUUUCUGGUAGUUCCUUGUUACAGCACCUUGAUCUGGAGUACGUGAACCUCAGCAAAGCACAUGAUUGGUUGCAGCAAAUCAACAUGCUCCCUUCUUUGGUAGAGUUACACUUGGUCUAUUGUGGGAUUCAUCACUUUCCUCCUUUACAUAUUCUUAAUUUUACUUCUCUUGCCGUCCUUGAUCUUUCUUUUAACCGUUUUGAAUCAAUUCCACCUUUUCGUCUGAGAAACAUCACCUCUCUUAGAUAUCUUGAUCUUUCCUGCAAUCUCUUCAAUUCUACAACACCUGAUUGGCUAUCUAGUUUUAGCCGCCUUGAAUACCUUGAUUUGUCCUCCAAUCUUUUCAAUUCUGCAAUACCUGAGUGGCUAUCUAAUUUUAGCCUUCUUAAACACCUUGAUCUGUCCUUCAAUCUCUUCAAUUCUACAAUACCUGAGUGGCUUUCUAAUUUCAGUCAUCUUGAAUAUCUUGAUCUGUCAUGGAAUUUGUUCACAGGGGGAUUGCCAAGAUCCUUUGAAAAUCUUUGCAACUUGAAAGUACUCAAGUUGCAAAUGUUGAACUGGCAACUUGGGUUGGCAAGUGUUGAACUUGGUGGUGAUAUAUUGGAGAUUUCAAAGAUUCUGUCCAGUUGCAUUUUAGAUGAAAUAGAAACUCUAGAUUUAAGCUACAAUAAACUUCGGGGCCAUUUUCCUGAACUUGGAAGAUCUAAAAAAUUGGUCUCUCUUGAUCUAUCUCAUAAUUCUCUUUCUGGUGAACUUCCAGUGUCCUUGGGAAGAUUACAUUCUCUGAAGAAUUUAUAUCUUUAUAACAAUAAUUUGAGUGGACCUCUCCCUGAAAGUUUUGGCCAACUUGCAAAUCUAGAGAAUUUAUAUCUCGAGAACAAUAAAUUGACUGGACCUCUUCCUGAAAGUCUUGGCCAACUUCCACAUCUAGAAAGUUUUUCUGUGUCACAAAAUUCAUUACAAGGUGUCAUCUCUGAAGUCCACUUUGCCAACCUCACACGAUUGAGGUAUCUUGAUGGAUCUGGGAAUCAAUUGUUCUUGACUGUUAGUCCAAAUUGGGUUCCUCCAUUCCAACUUCGGGAAUUGUCAUUCAGGUCAUGUCGGUUAGGUCCACAAUUUUCCCAUUGGCUUCACUCACAGAAAAAUUUAGAGAUUCUAGACAUAUCACAUACUGGAAUUUCGGAUACCAUUCCUAGGUGGAUUUGGAAUUUAUCAUCUCAGAUUUUCUCUUUAAAUAUCUCUCACAAUCAUAUCCAUGGUGAGAUUGUAGAUGAGUUUUUAGCCACAUCUGUGCCAUUCAGUGCAAUUGACUUAAGUUCCAACCACUUUAAUGGUACAUUGCCUCGUUUGUCGUCAAAUAUAUCGACACUGGAUCUUUCGAACAAUUCAUUUUCUGGAUCUAUUUCUCAAUUUCUGUGCUACAAGAUGGAUGAAUCUAAGAACCUGCAACUUCUUAAUCUGGAAAGAAAUCUUUUGUCAGGAGAAUUGCCAAACUGUUGGACAAGCUGGAAUAACUUGGAGUUCAUAAAUUUAGCAAAUAACAAUCUAAGCGGCAAAAUCCCAAGCUCCAUGGGAUCUCUAGAUUUUCUCGAAUCAUUGCAUUUACGAAACAAUAGCCUAUAUGGGGAAUUACCUCUGUCGCUGCAAAAUUGCACAAGCUUAGUGGCUAUUGAUUUUGGUGAAAAUGAAUUUUCAGGAAGUAUACCCACAUGGAUAGGAGAAAGGCUUUCAAAUCUCAAGAUUCUUAUCCUAAGAUCAAAUAAGUUUCUAAGCUAUAUUCCUAAGAAACUUUGUGCACUCAGUUCACUUCAAAUCUUGGACCUUGCACAUAAUAAUUUUUCGGGAAGUAUACCAGCAUGUUUCAUGAAUUUGAGCGCUAUGGCCAUACAACAAAACUCAAGUCAACAAUUGUCAUACCAUCCUAAUUAUACUCGAACCUCUUUUGAAGGUUUUUUAGAGAAUGCAUUGUUGGUAAUAAAAGGACAAAUGACGGGAUAUAGCACUAUUCUUCAACUAGUUACGAGCAUGGAUUUUUCAGAUAACAAUUUAUCUGGAGAAAUUCCUGAGGCAUUGACGAGUCUCCGAGGGCUUCAUUCUUUAAAUUUGUCAUAUAAUCUUUUGACAGGAAGAAUUCCAAAGAAUAUUGGUGCUAUGGAACAACUAGAAGCCAUUGAUUUUUCCAUGAAUCAUCUUUUUGGUAAAAUCCCUCUAAGCAUGUCAAGUUUGACAUUUCUAAGUCACUUGAACUUGUCCUACAACAAUUUGAGUGGAAAAAUACCAUCAAGCACUCAACUUCAAAGUUUUGAUGCAUUCAGUUAUGUUGGAAACAGUUUAUGUGGACCUCCUGUUAAUAACAACUGCGGUGUUAAUGAUACACCAUCUGCUAUUGAAAAUGAAGCAGACAAAACGGGCCAUAGAUUUGCAGUGGACUGGUUCUAUGUUAGUAUGGCACUAGGAUUUGUGGUGGGGUUUUGGGCUGUAGUUGGUCCAUUUCUGCUUAACAAGUCAUGGAGAUUUGUACGUUUUCAGUUCAUGGACAAUAUCUGGUAUAGGUUUCAUAGCGUUAUAUGUUCAUGUGGAUGAUACAGCAACAUAAAUAAAAAUUGUGAUCUUUAUUAAUCUAUAA